This is a messenger RNA of Emiliania huxleyi CCMP1516, 1754 nucleotides long. RefSeq lists its product as hypothetical. The record is from RefSeq and is a predicted model, not a curated record. Lineage: Eukaryota; Haptophyta; Isochrysidales; Noelaerhabdaceae. The transcript is spliced from 17 exons. Gene Ontology annotation, biological process: translational initiation; formation of translation preinitiation complex; formation of cytoplasmic translation initiation complex. Gene Ontology annotation, molecular function: translation initiation factor activity; GDP-dissociation inhibitor activity; eukaryotic initiation factor eIF2 binding. Gene Ontology annotation, cellular component: cytosol. Bases 1 to 1413 code for a protein of 470 amino acids.
AUGGCAGCCGUGCUCAACAUCGGCGGUAGCGAUGAUCCAGCGUACCGGUACAAGAUGCCGGCGGUGGUCGGCAAGCAGGAGGGGCGCGGCAACGGCAAGAAGACGGUGAUCGUCAACGCGGCGGACGUCGGCAAGUCGCUCAAGCGGCCGGGCGAAUACCUCACCAAGUACUGCGCGGUUGAGCUCGGCACGAUCUCGACCUUCGACAAGACGCAGGGGCAGGGCUGCAUCACCGGCUGGCACGAGACCAAGGACCUGCAGGCGAAGCGGUUCAAAGACAAGACGAACAAGUUCAUCAAGGCGCGGCGAGUGGAGUGGGUGCUGUGCGCCAAGUGCAAGCUGCCGGAGACAUCGAUGGAGCUCGACUCGAAGAAGCGGAUCAUAUCUCCUCCUUCAGCCUCGGGCCUCACUCCACACUGUCUGUCCUACCAGGGCGGCGGGAACGCGAGCAAGGGCAAGAGCAAGGAGGACCGGCGCAAGGAGAAGGCGGCGAGGCAAAAGGGGGGCGGCGCUGCCGAGGAGGAGGAGGAGGAGGAGGCGGACGACACAAACGUCCCAGCCAAUGAGCUGAAGGAGCGCGCCGUCGGCAGCUUCGCGGAGCAGGGGGAGGAGGAGGAGGACGAGGACCAGGAGUGGUCCGUCGACACUUCUGCGGACGCCGCGAUGAAGGAGGAGGGGCUGGACGAGUUUGAGAUCGAGAAGCGGAAGAUCGGCGACGAGGUCCGCGCGGCGCUGGAGAAGUCGGAGGCGGAGGAGGACGCGAAGGCGCGCGUCGCCGUCGGCGUGAAGGCUCUGAUGGAGGCAGCCGAGAGCAGCGCGAGCUGGCGCGCCCUCCUCCGCUCACCGCGUCAUUGUGCGGAGUCGCUGUUUCGGCAGGUCGCCGAGAAGCGCGAGCUCCAGCCGCUCGACCUCUUUGGCCCUCCCGCUGACGGCGGCUUCCUCUUUGACGGCGUGCUGGAUGCGGCCGCUGUCACGACCCUCAAGGCGCACACGCGGCUGCUGCAGAAGCUCUACAAGGCCGUAGUUGUGAGCGGCGAGCUGUUGGUCAUUCAGGCGCACAUGCGGCUGCUGCAGAAGCUCUACAAGGCCGUAGUUGCGACGCCCGACAAGAAGAAGACGCAGUCCUCUGUUCACAGCUUGCAGGCGCUCGUGGGCCGCGUGCCGGAGCUGGAGAAGAAGGCUCGCGCCCACCUCAAGUUGGAGCACCGACGACGACAUCGGACGAGCCCCCUCGUGCCGACCCUGCUCAAGCUGCUGUACGACGCGGACAUCCUCGACGACGAGGACGUGCUCUUCAAGUGGCACGAGAAGGAGUCGAAGAAGAAGCUGGGCCGCAAGGUGCGCGAGGCGGCGGCCCCCUUCAUCACGUGGCUCAAGGAGGCGGACGACGAGUCGGAGGAGGAGUCGGACUGACCCCGCCGCCGCACGGCAAGCUGCGCCCGUUUCCCGUGCACGUGCAGGGCACGUGCCCUGGACGUGUCCUGCACGUGUCCGCGGAAUCGCGCGCUUCCGCCGGCCGAGAGUGGCUGGCCAUGGACCGCCGGUUGGCUGGAGGCACCGGGCGCGGCGGCGGCGGCGGAUGCACCGCCUUCUCUGCUGCGCCCGGCACGCGUGGGCCGCUGUCGAGGAUGCCCGCCGCGGCGACGCCCCAUCACCCGUUUCAGGAGGAGAAGUUGCAGAGCGUAUGAGGUAGGAGUCCAGAGGAGUAGAGGGUGUCGGGGGCGUAUCUUGCUAUGUCUACGUCACUGCAAACA